Molecule: messenger RNA, 1830 nt
Organism: Rotaria sp. Silwood2
Lineage: Eukaryota; Metazoa; Rotifera; Eurotatoria; Philodinida; Philodinidae
Source: the annotation of a GenBank genome assembly
AUGUUUUAUUCAUUACUUCUUAUUUGUUUAUUAAUUAAUAUUGGUUAUACACAAAAUAAUCGAUGCUCAUUUUUAAAUAGUAAAUUAAAUAAAUAUGGAAUUCAUAUAAAUAUAUAUGGAAAAGAUUUUAUUGGUUUAAAAUUAUGUCAAAAUUUAAUAAAUAAUUAUUGUUGUCCACAAAUUUAUGAAGAUAAAAUACAGAAUGCAACAAUAAUUGAACUUUAUCAAUUAUUUGAUUUUUAUUCAGUUAAUUUAUAUGAAUCAUUAAGACGAAUAACUGUUCAAUUAAAUGAAACAAUUAUAAAAUUAAUUGAAUCCUCACAAAAUGAAACACAUUCUAUUUUACAAUAUAAUUAUAAAACAAUUUAUAAUUUUUAUCGUUCAUCAAUUGAUUUAUUUUUUAAUAAAUUAUUACUAAUAUCAUAUAAAAAUUAUCAAUAUGAGAUUAAAAAUAAUAUUGAAGAAUUAUUUCGUAAUAUUCUUCGUAUAACAAUAACAUCAAAUAAUAAUAAUAAACCACUCUUACCAUCAUAUUUAUUAUGUCUUUGGAGAUAUCAUCCAUUUAGUAAUCAACAAUAUUUAAUUGUUAAUCAAUUAGAGAUUAAUUUAGGAAAAUUAUUUCAUUUAAAUGAAUUAUUUAAAUUAAGUAAUGAACUUAUUCAAGUUAUGUUAACGAGUGUUACAACAGAUAAUCAUUGUAUUGAUUCAUAUAUGCAACUUUCAUAUUGUAAUUUAUGUUCUGGACGAAAAGAAUUACCUUGUUUAUCAAAUUGUGUAAAUGUUAUUGAAAGUUGUCUUAUAAAUGUCUCUUUAAUUAAUGAUAUAUGGAUCAAUUUUAUUGAUUCUAUUGAAAAUAAUAUAUAUUUUAAUGGAAUUGAAAAGGCUUUAUCAUCUAUUGGUAUAUUGAUCUCUGAUGCUUUUACGACCCUUUUUAAUUCCGAUCAAAUACAAACCAAGGAGAUCAUCGAUCAAUGUGGAUAUAUACAUAUACGAAAGGAAAUAUUUGAUAAUGAUCAAAAAUUUCAUAAGGAAUAUAGUAAUUCAUUAUCUAUACUUGAUCAACAACUUAAAUCUAUGAAACAAUCAUUACAAACCUAUAGAUCAUUUUGGUUAAUGUUACCAGAACAAAUAUGUAAAUCUAAUGGACAUUCUAUUUCAACUAAGGAAACAUGUUGGACAGGAACUUCAAUUUCUCUCAAUAACAAACAACCUAUACGAACUACUUAUGAUAAACCAUUAAGUUUACGUUUACAAAGAAUAUUAAAAGAAAUGAAAGAGAAAUCACAUAUGAUUAGAAAUAUACAACGAAUAACAACAGGAAUAAAUACGUCAACAACAACAACAACAACAGUAGCCAAGAAUUCCUUAUUAAUCAAUGGAUUAACAUUAAAUUUAACUGAUGGUUUUGAUGAUUAUCCAGAUGAUAAUGAAUUUGAUUAUGCUGAUUAUGCAUAUGAAGAUUCAAUAGAUGAAAUAACUUCAUCAAUACAAACAACAAGUUCAACAACUUUGAAAUCAUCAAAAAUUUCUGUUUAUGAUGAUCUAUUAAUUGAUGAUAUAAAUACCGUUUCAUAUUAUGAUUAUGGUGAACAAGAUGCAUAUAGUGAUGAUGAAAUAGAUGAUACAUACACUCAAAAAUUAUCUUCUAUUUCUACAAUAUCAACAACAACGAUAGUUCAAAUUCCAUCAUAUCAUCAGCGACGACCUAUUACGUGGAAUAUUAAUAUUGAUGAUGAUUUUGAUCAAAAAUCACAACAACAAUAUAACAGUAGUUUUUCUCAUAAUUAUUCAUUUCUUUUAUUAUUAUUAUUAAUUUUUAUUCUCACAUAG